Molecule: messenger RNA, 1964 nt
Organism: Centropristis striata (black sea bass)
Lineage: Eukaryota; Metazoa; Chordata; Actinopteri; Perciformes; Serranidae
Gene: aurka
Product: aurora kinase A
Exons: 9
Coding region: 336-1652 (438 amino acids)
Biological process (GO): mitotic spindle organization; protein phosphorylation; regulation of cytokinesis
Cellular component (GO): spindle midzone; chromosome passenger complex; spindle pole centrosome
Molecular function (GO): protein kinase activity; ATP binding
Source: RefSeq, a predicted model, not a curated record
GAGGGCCGUUUGAAUUCUAACCAGUAGUGUUUGGGGGAAGUGUUAGCGUGCUUUGAAGCUCAAUUCGCAAGACUUUGUAUUUUACUUUUCUUUAUAUUUAUCUUCGUUUACCUUCUUACAACAUCGAGUCGGCUUUUCAAAGGUUUUACUGUAGCGUUAACAAAUUAAUGUGGCGGUAACGUUACGGCGAAUAUUUAUGUAGCCGUUAACAUCAGCUCACGUAGCUGCUAGCUAACGAGAGUAAAGCUACUUGCUGGAGAGCUGCUCUGGGUUUAAACUCUAGAAAAAUUAUCGACCAGUUGCUCUUUGUGACUGGGCAAUAACGUGUUUAGAAUAUGGACUCUGCUGCGAGGCUCAGGCUGACAAAGGACAAGAACCUUCAAAGGCCCGAAGUAAAGACUACCGGUGAUGGGCCAAAGCGGGUCCCAUUGCCACAACAUUCCCAGAUGGCAACAACUCCACAUCAGCGAGUUCUUGGUGUGUGUAAUGGACCUCAGCGCAUUCCGCGGCCUAUGAGCCAGCAGAAACCCGCAUCUCAUGUCUCUGUUGCUGUAAAGUCCACACAUCCUUCUGGACAAAAUGUGAACCCUGCUACUCAGGAUGGAAAUCGUGCAGCACAGCCCAAACGUGUUUCUCAACCAAACCAACCAAAGGCAACGAUGGCCAAACCACCUUCGCAACUGGUCAAACCACUAUCGGAACCAGUCAAACUACCAUCAGAACCUGUCAAAACACCAUCAGGACCGGCAAAGUUAGAGAAGCCACAGGUGUUGGAUAAACCUGCCAAGACUGAUCCUGCAAACACCUCUGGAUCAAACAAGCGGUGGAGCCUGGAGAAUUUUGACAUUGGCCGUCCCUUAGGAAAGGGUAAAUUUGGCAAUGUCUACCUGGCCAGAGAGCGGCAGAGUAAGUUCAUCUUGGCCCUGAAGGUCCUCUUCAAGUCGCAGCUGGAGAAGGCCGGGGUGGAGCACCAGCUGAGGAGGGAAGUGGAGAUUCAGUCUCACCUCAGGCACCCCAAUAUCCUCCGCCUCUACGGUUACUUCCAUGACUCAUCUCGUGUGUAUCUCCUCCUGGAGUUUGCACCCAAGGGUGAACUUUACAGUGAGCUGCAGCGCUGUGGGUGUUUUUCUGAGGAAAGAAGUGCUACAUACAUCAUGGAGCUGGCAGGUGCCCUCAACUAUUGCCACAAAAAGAAGGUGAUCCACAGGGACAUCAAACCAGAGAACCUGUUACUCGGGGCCAACGGGGAGCUAAAGAUUGCAGAUUUUGGCUGGUCUGUACACACACCCUCCUCCAGGAGAUCCACACUGUGUGGAACGCUGGAUUACUUGCCUCCGGAGAUGAUUGAGGGGAAAACUCAUGAUGAAAAGGUGGACCUGUGGAGUCUGGGUGUCCUCUGCUACGAGUUCCUGGUUGGAAAACCCCCUUUUGAAACAAAAAGCCAUGAGGAGACCUACCGCAAGAUAUCAAGGGUAGAGUACACUUACCCUGCGCAUAUUGAUGUCAGUGCUGGAGCCAAAGACUUGGUUGCCAGGCUGCUCAAGCACAACCCUAUGCACAGACUGCCAAUCCAGGGAGUCCUGACCCACCCUUGGCUGGUUGAGAACAGCAAGAAACCCACAACCCCCAACACCCAAGAGCCUAGCCUGUGAGCCUAUGUUCCCCUCCACCAAACACCUGAGGUCUGUAGGUUUGAGGUGUGAGAUGAGUUAUAUGUAUGUAAUGAACACCAGUGUGAAGCUGAUUUAUCACAAUCUGCUUGUACUAUUGACUACAAAAUUGCUUCAUGUAGGUGUUCUUGUCUGUGGGCGUCUUGAGCCACUUAUGUCUUUUAAUCCUCUUUUUUUGUUAUUCCUACCUUGUCUCACCAGUGGCAUUCUAUUGCCUGUAAAUAUUUCUUUUUUGUAAUUAUGAUUUUUAUUGAGCUUAAUGCAAUUACUUGAAAUAAAAGAUAAUUUAUCUUC